Molecule: messenger RNA, 714 nt
Organism: Dictyostelium discoideum AX4
Lineage: Eukaryota; Evosea; Eumycetozoa; Dictyosteliales; Dictyosteliaceae
Exons: 1
Coding region: 1-714 (237 amino acids)
Source: RefSeq, a predicted model, not a curated record
AUGAAAUUAUUAUUUAUUUUAUUAAUUUUAACAAUAACUAUUAAAAAUUGUUUAUCAAUUAAUAUAAACGAUAAUAAUAAUCAAAUUAUAAAUUUAAAAAUAAACGAUACAUCCUAUUCAAUGGUACCAUAUCAAGAUGAAGCAUGUGCUAAUUUGGAAGAAAGUAUUGGUUUUACAUUCCCAAGUUCACCAUCAAAAGUAAAAGAGGUAAUGACAGUUUUUGGUCAAUUUAAUAAUAAUUUCUGUGUAGUGAUUUCAAAUGAUGGUUCAGGUACAUUUGAGAUUGAAUGGUAUAUCGAUCAAGAUUGUUCAAACAUCGCACCAAAAUCAAAACCAUAUUCAACUGAACAAUAUCAAAUUGGGAAAUGUUUAUACUCAAGUACAAUGGGUUCAUACUAUACUCUAACUGAGACCGAUCAAGUCCAAUUCGAUGAAAACACAUUAAUCAUUCAAGAUACCAUCAAACAAGAUAAUAGUAAAUGUAAUUCAGUUAGAGAGGGUUAUUAUAGUUUUGUUAAAAACUCUACUCAAUUCCAAGAAAUGAGAGGCUGGGUGACCUUUACUGAUACUUAUUAUUGUACUGACAAUUUACAACCAUUUUGUUAUUCUUGUUCCGAUGAGGGUUGUAAUCAACUUUAUUUAGAACAAACUUGUGUUCAACAAGAUAACUUUAAUAUUAAAUGUUUUGGUUCAUCAUCAUCUUCUUCUUUCUAA